Enterobius vermicularis (human pinworm) is the source of this 738-nucleotide messenger RNA. The record is from the annotation of a GenBank genome assembly. Lineage: Eukaryota; Metazoa; Nematoda; Chromadorea; Rhabditida; Oxyuridae.
AUGAAGGAAAUUAAGACUGGCAUUGCCCUCUCCAUAACAUGCAGUACUGUUGCUGCAUUAAUAUGUGUCACGGUAACUCCAUCUUUCUAUAGCCUCAUCAACGGGAUUCACGAUGAAAUUAUGGCUGGUGUGGAUGUGUUUUGCUACGAAAUGGAAUCAGCGUGGACUGGUGUGAUGAACAUCCAAAUUCUUGUUACACUGCCAAGCAAACCGUUAAGAAAUCCCUUUGAAGAACUACUCCGUAAAAAACACGACUUCUACAGUCCUCUCCUUGCACACUGUCAAUGUGAACAAAUUAAGCCAAGCUGCCCUCCUAAUCCACCUGGUUCUCCUGAAGAACCUGGCCUUGACGGAUGUACUAUGGACUGCCCUCAAUUCAAAAACAAAUGCAUUAAAUGUCCAGCAGGAUUUCCAAGACAUCGCGGACCAAAAAGAGAUGCAGUUACUGGACAGGCUGGUCUGAUCGGAAAUCAAGGACCUCCUGGUGCAUGUGGCCCUGACGGUAAACCAGAUGCUCCAGGACGUGACGGGUUCAAAGGUGUUCCAAACAAGGUUGGCUCAAAAGGUCCCAUCGGACCAAAAAGCUCAGAUGAUGGUCCUAGAAAGCAAGGACCGCAAGGGUCCACCGGUCACCCAGGACCUGCGGGUCGGCAGGGACCUCCUGGCAAAACUGGUGAGCUAAAGAAUGAUGCUGCGUACUGUCCCUGUCCAGCGCGCAGCUUUACAAGAUGGUUUUAA